Chanos chanos (milkfish) is the source of this 5953-nucleotide messenger RNA. RefSeq names its product dedicator of cytokinesis 4b (gene dock4b). The record is from RefSeq and is a predicted model, not a curated record. Gene Ontology annotation, molecular function: guanyl-nucleotide exchange factor activity; small GTPase binding. Bases 84 to 5951 code for a protein of 1955 amino acids. Gene Ontology annotation, biological process: cell chemotaxis; small GTPase-mediated signal transduction. Gene Ontology annotation, cellular component: plasma membrane; cytoplasm. The transcript has 53 exons. Lineage: Eukaryota; Metazoa; Chordata; Actinopteri; Gonorynchiformes; Chanidae.
UCCAGUAGAAAGCGUUAGACGGCACGAAAUUUUAACGCCGUACUGCUCUUCCUGCGUGUUUUUCCAAUGCAUAUACUUUAAACAUGUGGAUACCUACUGAACACGAAAAAUACGGCGUCGUGCUGGCCAGUUUCCGGGGAACAGUGCAGCAUGGCUUGCCACUGGAGAUUGGAGAUACGGUGCAGAUCUUGGAGAAAUGUGAAGGUUGGUACAGAGGAUUUGUCCUUAAGAACCCAAAUGCCAAGGGGAUCUUCCCAUGCAGUUACAUUCAUCUGAAAAACGCACAAAUCAAGAACAAAGGGCAGUUUGAAACAGUGGUGCCAACGGAGGACUCGGUGAUCACAGAGAUGACCUCCACCCUGAGAGACUGGGGUGCUCUGUGGAAGCAGCUUUAUGUGAAGAAUGAGGGGGACUUGUUCCACAGGCUGUGGCAUGUAAUGAAUGAGAUUUUGGAUCUGCGGAGGCAGGUUCUGGUGGGUCACCUGACCCACGACCGAAUGCGGGAUGUCAAACAACACAUCACAGCUCGUCUAGACUGGGGCAACGAGCAGCUGGGGUUGGACCUGGUGCCUAGAAAGGAGUUCAGCAUGGUGGAUCCUGAUGAAAUCAGUGUUACAGAGCUAUACAGACUGAUGGAGCAUCGGCAUCGUAAAAAAGACACCCCUGUUCCGGCCAGCACACAUCACCUCUUUGUGCAUGUUAAAAGUCUCAUGAGUUCCAACCUGGGAGAAGAACUGGAAGUUUUCUUUUCCAUCUACGACGGACGAGAGGGUCGACCCCUGAGUGAAAGGUUCUUUGUGAAGCUGAAUAAAAAUGGAGUGCCCAAGUGUCCAGAGAAAACGGAAAGACAAUGCACCCUUUUUGUGGACUUGGGGAGUAGUGACUUGAGGAAGGAUGUGUAUGUAGUUGUUCACAUUAUAAGAAUAGGCCGGAUGGGUGCAGGAGAAAAGAAGAACACGUGCAGUGUCCAGUACAGAAGGCCGUUUGGCUGUGCUGUCGUCAGUAUCGCUGAUCUUCUCACUGCUGACUCUAAAGACGACCAUCUACUCAAGGUCUACGCGUGUAAUACGGAGAGUGACUGGUAUCAAAUUCAUGACAACAUCAUCAAAAAAGUCAACUCCAGAUACAAUCUAUCAGGGUCAAACACAGGCUUGGCAGUGGGGAUGCAGCUGUUACAUGGGGACAUAGAGCAGUUGAGGAGAGAGCAUAUGGUAUUGUUCUCCAGAGGAGUAUCCAUCACCAAGAAACUGGGCUUCUCUGAUGUCAUCAUGCCAGGAGAGAUGCGGAAUGAUCUGUACAUGACGCUUGAGAGAGGAGAAUUUGAGAAAGGAGGGAAGAGUGUGGCCAGGAAUGUGGAGAUCACGGUGUAUGCUCUGGGUGUGGAUGGGCAGAUUUUAAAGGGCUAUGUGGCAGUGGGCUCUGGAGAGCCAGGGGCAGAUGAGUACCGCUCUUUUGUUCUUUACCACAACAACAGCCCACGGUGGGCAGAACAGAUCAAACUGCCCAUCCCCGUGGACAUGUUCAGAGGUUCACACGUCCGUUUCGAAUUCAGACACUGCUCCACUAAAGACAAAGGGGAGAAGAAGUUGUUUGGCUUUUCCUUCGUCCCUCUAAUGCAGGAGGAUGGGAGGACCCUGCCCGACGGCACACACGAGCUCAUUGUCCACAAGUGUGAAGACAGUUCUUAUCUCCAGGACUGUUCUCGUUACCUGAAACUGCCCUUCUCUAAAGCCUACCUGUCAGGGAACAACCACAGUGUGAAAACCAGCAAAGAGUCUCUCUGGAUCACUUCCUUCCUCUGUUCCACCAAACUCACCCAGAAUGGUGACAUGCUGGACCUGCUGAAGUGGAGAGCUCACCCAGAAAGAAUCAGUGACAGCCUGUCCAAACUGAAGGAGAUAGAUGGCUCUGAAAUAGUCAAGUUUCUACAGGAUACGUUGGAUACACUCUUUGGGAUCCUGGAUGAAAAUUCUCAGAGAUAUAGCCUGAAGGUGUUUGAUUGUCUGGUGCACAUAAUAAAUUUGCUUCAAGACAGCAAGUUUGAGCACUUUAAACCAGUCAUGGACACUUAUAUAGAGAGCCACUUUGCCGGGGCCCUGUCGUACAGGGAUCUGAUUAAGGUGUUAAAAUGGUACAUGGAUCGCAUCAUAGAGGCAGAGCAUCAGGAUCAUAUCCAACAGGUCCUUAAGGCAACGGAAUACAUCUUUAAGUACAUAGUCCAAUCACGUCGGUUGUUCUCACUGGCCACUGGAGGACAGAAUGAAGAGGAGUUUCGUUGCUGUGUGAAUGAGCUCUUCAUGUCAAUACGCUUCUUUCUGUCUCAGGAGAGCAAGGGUUCGAGCCCUGUGGCACAAACACAGGCCGUGUUCUUGCGAACGUUCCCGGCCAUGUAUGGGGAGCUGCUGAAACUGUUCUCGGUGAAGGAAGUGGCUACGUUUGUACGGGACACGCUGGGCAGUCUCCCUGUGACUGUUCACCCAGACUGCCCCCUGGAGGCCAUCAAACUGCAGUGCCUCGCUAAGACUGUAGAGAGUCAGCUGUACACCAACCCUGAGUCGAGGUGUAUCCUGCUCCCAGUGGUGUUACGUUUGCUGCAGGCUCACAUGCUGGAGCAGAAGGAGCAGAUGAUGUGUGCUCGCAUCCUCACCAGCGUGUUGUCUCUAAUGAAGAAAGACGACAAGGGCACAUCAGAGGAGGUGGAUCUGAUCGUGGAGAGUCUGUUGGGCGUUUUACUGAAGAUCAUUCGGGAGCUCGCCAACCGACCCCAGCCUGCUGCACCCACACUUAACCUGCAGUUUCAGGAGGUCAUGGGGGAGUUUGUGGCGUGUCUCUUGGCUUUAUUGAAGCAGAUGAAGGAUCGGCACUACCAGCAGCUGCUGCGUCGCUUCUCCAGCAAAGAUGAUCUGAGAGAGUUUCUGCUGCAGAUCUUUAAUGUGUUUCGUAUCCUAAUACGACCAGAGAUGUUCCCGAAAGACUGGACUGUUAUGAGACUGGUCACCAACAAUGUGAUCAUCACCACAGUUCUGUAUUUAUCAGACGCUUUGAGGAAAAACUUCCUCAAUGACAAGUUUGACUUCAUGGUGUGGGAGUCGUACUUCUACCUGUCUGUCAUCUUCAUCAACCAGCCCUGUCUGCAACUAGAGACUUUCUCACCAUCAAAGAGGAAGAAAGUUCUGGAAAAGUAUGGAGACAUGAGGGUGAUGAUGGGCUGUGAGAUUUUCAGCAUGUGGCAAAAUUUGGGGGAGCACAAGCUAAACUUCAUCCCUGCUCUGAUUGGUCCGUUCCUGGAGGUAACGCUUGUGCCCCAGCCAGACCUACGGAGCGUGAUGAUUCCCAUUUUCCAUGACAUGAUGGAUUGGGAACAACGUAGGAGUGGAAAUUUUAAACAGGUGGAGGCCAAACUCAUAGACAAGCUGGACAGUCUUAUGUCAGAGGGAAAAGGGGAUGAAACAUACAGAGAACUCUUCAACAGCAUUAUUCCCCUGUUUGGGCCAUACCCUAGUCUGCUGAAGAAGAUUGAGAGAGAAACUUGGAGAGAAAGUGGUGUCUCACUCAUUGCCACAGUAACACGGCUGAUGGAGAGACUGCUGGAUUACAGGGACUGUAUGAAGCAGGGGGAGGUGGAUGGGAAGAAGAUUGGAUGCACUGUUAGUCUCCUGAACUUCUAUAAAACAGAGUUGAAUAAGGAGGAGAUGUACAUCCGUUACAUUCAUAAGCUGUAUGACCUCCACUUGAAAGCACAGAACUACACAGAGGCUGCAUACACCCUGCUGUUGUAUGACGAGCUGUUGGAGUGGUCAGAGCGCCCCCUAGGGGAAUUCCUGAGUUAUCCUAUGCAGACGGAGUGGCAGAGAAAAGAAUACCUCCAUCUCACCAUUAUCCAAAACUUCGACCGUGGCAAGUGUUGGGAGAACGGGAUCCAUCUUUGUAGAGAACUCGCUGAUCAAUACGAGGCCUACUACGACUACAGAAACUUGAGCAAAAUGAGGAUGAUGGAGGCUUCUUUGUAUGACAAAAUCAUGGAUCAGCAAAGAUUAGAACCAGAGUUCUUCAGAGUGGGAUUUUAUGGAAAGAAAUUUCCCUUCUUUUUAAGAAAUAAGGAAUUUGUGUGCCGUGGUCAUGACUACGAGCGUUUGGAGGCAUUCCAGCAGCGCAUGCUGAAUGAGUUCCCUCACGCCAUCGCCAUGCAACAUGUUAACCAGCCUGAUCAGACCAUCUACCAGGCUGAUGCACAGUACCUGCAGAUUUAUGCAGUGAGCCCUAUUCCAGACAGUCAGGAUGUCCUACAGAGGGACGGUGUCCCCGACAACAUUAAGAGUUUCUACAAAGUCAACCACAUCUCACGCUUCCGCUACGAUCGGCCAUUCCACAAAGGCACCAAGGACAAGGAGAAUGAGUUUAAGAGUCUUUGGGUGGAGAGGACUACACUGACCCUGGUGCAGAGUCUGCCAGGCAUCUCCCGCUGGUUUGAAGUGGAGAAAAGAGAACUGGUGGAGGUGAGUCCACUGGAGAACGCCAUUGAAGUGAUAGAGAAUAAGAACCUGCAGUUGAGAACACUGAUCACACAGUGCCAGACUAAACAGAUGCAGAACAUUAACCCACUAACCAUGUGCCUGAAUGGAGUCAUCGACGCUGCCGUUAAUGGAGGACUCGCACGCUACCAAGAGGCAUUCUUUGUGAAGGAGUACACAGUUAACCACCCAGAGGACAGCGAUAAGAUUGGGCGGCUGAGAGAACUUAUGUUUGAACAGGCUCAUAUUCUAGGCUUUGGCCUUGAAGUGCAUGAUAAGUUUGUCCCACAGGACAUGCGACCACUGCACAAGAAACUAGUGGAACAGUUUCAUCUAAUGAAGUCUAGUCUGGGUAUUCAGGAGAUUCCAGCCUACGUGCGAGCGAGUCCAAUUCCUUUCACCAAUGGGAGUCCACGGACCAGAGGAAACUCCGCCCCCUUUAUUAAUGCGGAGGGUGUGCGCGUUGUGGCCAGACGCAGUCCCCUCAGUUACCCAGUGGCCAACCGAUCCUCAUCUUCUUCGCUGUCAUCCCAAGCGUCCAAUGACAUCACAGGCCAGUCAGAGAGUUCAGACGAAGUCUUCAACAUUCUGCCAAGUCCAUCUACCUCAAGCCUCAGCUCCAACCAUUCUGCCUCUCCUAACGUGACCAGCUCAGCUCCCUCCAGUACCAGAGGUUCUCCACAAAUGACAGACAAGCACAGACAUUCCAGGGAGAACACCUGCCUGUCACCACGAGACCGGCCCUGCAGUGCCGUCUACCCAAGUCCACUGGACCACACUCAGCGGACUGUUCCAAAUGCCCCAGGAGAUGCCACCCUGCCCCGGAGUGAACCGAACAUCUCCACUCCAGACAAAGUGGUCAAGGCUGCGGCGAGUAGCUGGAGUCUUGACUGUGUGAAAGAGGUCAACACACAGCUGUCCGAGACUGUUGGAAAGUGGUUAUGCCCCCCUGUCCCUCCCAGGCCACAGUAUCCAGGUUCUCCUGCCAAGAAUAUGAGGUCUCAGUCCCCUGUGCCGGCAUCCCGAUCUCCACAGAAGACUACCAAUUUGCCCUUCACGCCAUCACCCACUGAGUGCAAUUCUGCUGGGCUGGUGUCGAACUCUCCUGCCCUGUCUGGCAGCUACAGCAGUGGCAUCUCCUCUUUAAGCCGCUGCAGCGUGUCAGAGGCCUCGGUCACCGAAGCCCAGCUCGCCGAACACGCCCUGCCCAACUCCACCUCCAGCGGCUCAGACGAGCUCACUCGCCGGGAGAACAAAACCCCGCCCCCUUACAGCAUGCACGAGCGCAACCAUCUGCGGCGCCCCAUACCGCAACCGCCGACCCUGUCUAUUCCAGUUAACGUGGACCCACCUGCUCUGCCUCCCAAACCACACCAGCUCCGCAGGCCGGACCAGGUGCCUCGACCCAGGCCCCUUCCCCGUAAAGUGUCCCAGCUCUAGUC